AUGGCUGCUGCUGCUAUUGAGGCGAGGGCUACGGAUGGCGUUACUCCGUUCCGCGACGUCUACUGGUCGCCCGAUGGGGUGGAGACGCUUAUUGAGCGCCGUGAGCUCGACGUCGAGUUUGCCGGCAAGCUCACGCUGCUGUUCAAGAAGCUCCGCGCGGCCGAGACGAGCUACGCCAAGACGCUCAAGACCAUCGCACAGAGUGCAUCGUUGGAGAUGCCGCUCUCUCUCAAGACGUCUGGCCUCGGCGCCGCCUACAAGCACAUGCUCGCCUUUGUCGCCUCGCAGGCCGUCCGUCAUCGCAAGCUCGGGGAGAUGCUCGAGGUCACCUCGUCCGACAUCUCCAAGGCCGACAUGUUCCAGAAGAAGCGCAAGGGCGACAAGGCUGUCCGCUCUGCCUUUGCUGCCUACUCCAAGGCCGGCAAGGACGUCGAGUCGGCCCGCGAUGACUACUACCAGCUCUGCGAGUACAUUGCCAUCGAUCACCCCGAGGCCCGCCGCGAUCGCUUCGACUCAAAGGUGGCCAAGGCCAAGUCCGCUUACAAGCGCGCCCUCGCCGCCUGCGAAGAGUGCCACGAGGAGGUUCAGUCCUCGCUCGGCUCUUUCAUGGACGCCGAGCAGGCCGAGGCCGUCUCCCGCCGCCAGGUCCUCAAGGACCUCGCAGCCAUGUACGGCUCGAUGAACGUCGGCCUGCUCUCGGUCGGGACCAAGGCCGCCAACCACGUGGUCGACGCUGUCUCACGGGUCAACGUCCUCACAGACAUCGAGGACUUUAUCCACGUCACCCCCGAGUGCCGCGGGCCGGACUCGAUCUCGCCGCCGUGCUUUGUCGACUACGACGACCGCGGCAAGGUCAAGGACACCGGCAUCGGCCUUGACCGCUCGCCGUCUGAAGCCGCCAUCGACUCGCCCGACUACUGCGGCGAGCUCGAGGUCUUCCACGACUCGUCGCUCAAGUUUAACAAGAAAAAGUACUGGAAAGACCGCUGGGUUGUCGUCGCCUCGCCCUGGCUCCAGGUCUACAAGUCGAACAAAGACGUCAAGGCUGGCAAGUCGCCGCUCCUGCAGAUCCGCCUCUCGCAACUCGUCCGCGUCGAUCCCGAACCCGAGGAGCUUGCUGGCGUCCGUGACCACCCCAUCGCCCUCCGCAUCUCGGGCCUCAUCGAAAUUGUACUUGCUGCUGCCUCCCAGGCCGACCACUUUAAGUGGUCCGGCGCCAUCGAAAAGGCCACCCCGCACGCCACGCCCGGCUCUGCCAACCUCCGCUCGCCGCUCACUCCGGCGCCGGCCCCGCUCUCGGCCGCCUCGUCAAGCUCAUCGGCCGCCUCGGCCACGGGCUCCGGCCCGCUCAGCGACGCCGAGCGACGCCGCCGCAACGCCGACCGCGUCUCGGUCCACGCCCCGCCACCGCUCGCCACCGCCGUCUCCGCCAUUCCAAUCAACUACGCCGCCACAGGCACCAGCCCGGCGUCGCCUCCCUCAUCCGCCCUGGGCAUCGAUGCCCAGGUCGGACCCGGCGGUGUCAUCGGACCCGGCGGUGUCGCCUCCUCGCCACCGCCCGCCACACAUGCUCCCACAACUGCCCACGCCCCCGACGCCGCUGCGUCUUCCUCUGCCGCUGGCCCGCCGCGCCCAGCCGAGCGGACCCGCCCGCUCAUGAUGCCGGCCACCAUCACCUCGAUCUCAUCGAUGAGCGGCGUCCUCGACAUCCACGCCGCCUUUGAAGACCUAGGCGUCGACGACCUCGACGAGCUCCUUCAACUUUAG
Molecule: messenger RNA, 1767 nt
Organism: Thecamonas trahens ATCC 50062
Lineage: Eukaryota; Apusomonadida; Apusomonadidae
Exons: 1
Coding region: 1-1767 (588 amino acids)
Source: RefSeq, a predicted model, not a curated record